This is a messenger RNA of Dermacentor silvarum, 1191 nucleotides long. RefSeq lists its product as uncharacterized. The record is from RefSeq and is a predicted model, not a curated record. The coding region runs from base 554 to 1069 and encodes 171 amino acids. Lineage: Eukaryota; Metazoa; Arthropoda; Arachnida; Ixodida; Ixodidae. The transcript has 4 exons.
UGAGUUUUGCAACUGGCCUUGGUUCUAUGAAUGCAACUCCACAAGUCGGUGUAGUCUUGGGAAAAGUCGCCUGGGAUAGAGGAGGUCUGCUUCGCUGCGUCGCCUGCAGCGAGGUGUGGUAUUGCAGCUCAAGGGUUGAACUUUGCGUGGCGAAUGCUGGGCACCAGAGGAGAGCCUCGCUUCCACCGCAGCAGCUGCAGGCUGGUGAGGUUGCUCGGCCUUGGCUGUAGUGGCGGACGGCAGUUUUGACACAGCGGGAAGGAAGGAGGGAUCGUCGAGAGGCACGUGUGAAAAAAUACAGAGAACGCAAGUAUUCGACCGGCGCCGGAAAAAUCAAUAAACCAGCUCAGUCCGGAGCCACCGCCAGUGCAGCCCGGAUGCUUCUCUGUUCCACGCGUGCUCCCCUCAUCCCUUUCCGCUUUGAGUUCGAAACAGCAAGCAUCGCAGCGUGUGGAUACAUGGUCAUCGUGCAGCUGUCACUGGGUCAGUGAACGUAGUUCCAGGUCGGGGAUUGCUGCGCUAUAACUGUAGAGGCGACAAACGCGAAGACAGCAUGGCGUCCGAAACGACUGAACCCUGCCUAGUGAACCUCCACAUGACGCCGCUUCAGGCGAGCCACGGUGCUCAGGAACUGGCCAGAUCCGGCGUCGAGUUGCCGAGCUGGAUCCAGCACUGGGCGAUCAUCUUCCUGUGGCAACAAAAGGACCGUGCCCUGCGAGUCGAAGGCAUGGAGGAGGACGACAAGUGCGAGGUCAAGGUCAAGGAGAUGAGCUUCCAGGAGGGGCUGGACCAACCGGGAACCAAGGUCGAGUGCGGCGCUUACCCAUUGACGAUUGAACAAGUGAAAAAGGUAGCCGAGGAAAAUGGUGCCAAUCCACCAGACUACAACGAGCUUACGGCUAGCUGCCAGACUACGGCCAAGGAGAUUCUCUCGGACCUGGGCAUUACAAUCGGAACGCAGAGUGCACUCGAGUCUGCGCUGACCUUUGCGCUGACCUUUUUGCUGUCCCUGGGUGGAGACGGUGCUGCGGAAAGGUUGCAGUCUGCCCUCAAGGAGACAGCGCGUUAGCCACCACAGCCAAAGUAAAUAACUGCAGAAAAUGCUGGCACAUGUGCCAAAAGGAAAGCACACAGUUGUGGUGGAGCAAAAACCACGAACAUUCUAAAGAAAUAGGAUGGCAUUCAGAGUAU